AUGGCCUCUCAAGCUUCUCCACGCAAGCUCUGGGAGCACCCAGACCCAGAGUCCACCCAGAUGGGACAAUUCCGCCGCGCUCUGGAGAAGCACACUGGACAACACUUCCAGACAUACCAUGACCUCUACAACUUUUCCAUUACCCAGCGAACCACCUUCUGGGACUUCUGCUGGAAAUGCUCCCAUCUCAUUCACGAGGGGACCUACACCUCCGUUGUCAAUGAAUCCGCCCGGAUGGAUAGCAUUCCUCAUUGGUUUUUGGGGAUCCGGCUGAACUUUGCGGAGAACCUACUUUUCUCUGCGUCCGGGCAUGGUAGAUCCACUAUAGGGAAGGAAGACGAGAAGAUCGCCAUUGUUGAGGUCCGCGAGGGCGCGGCCGGCGUGCCUCUUACGUGGAAAGAACUCCGCAGUCGAACGGGCCGGUUAAUACAUGCAAUGAAAGCACAUGGGGUCAAGAAGGGCGAUCGCAUCGCGAUCUGUGCCAGUAACAGCAUCGACACGCUGCUAGUAUUCUUGUCUACCACUGCCCUCGGUGCAAUUUUCUCCUCCAGCUCAACGGACAUGGGCGUGAAGGGGAUCUUGGACCGACUGUUACAGAUUCGCCCUCGCCUGUUGUUUAUGGAUGACCAGGCCGUGUACAAUGGUAAGACAAUCGACCUGCGAUCAAAGAUGGCGGCGGUUGUCAAGGGCAUGCAGUCCGUGGGUGAGUUUCAGGGAAUUGUCGCCCAGUCACGAUUUGCUUCUCGACCAUUAAAUGUGAACCAUGUGCCGAAGGCGCAGCCCAUCGCGGCGUUUUUAGCUAAAUCAACUAGUGACUCCCUGGAAUUCGAGCGAACCGCAUUCUGUGAUCCUUUCCUCAUUGUUUAUUCGUCUGGGACAACCGGCCAGCCGAAAUGUAUUGCACAUUCGGUUGGAGGAGUACUCAUCAAUGCCUACAAGGAGGGGCAAUUGCAUAUGGAACUGGACGAGACCAGUGUGGUCUUGCAAUAUACUACAACUGGCUGGAUCAUGUAUCUGUCGGCCAUCCAAACCCUGUUGUUUGGAUCCCGGGUGAUCCUCUACGAUGGCAGUCCUUUUCUCCCGCACCUUUCAUCACUAAUUACGCUUGCGGAACAGCAAAGGGUCACACACUUCGGAACCUCUCCACGAUACAUGUACGAGCUCCAAAAGGCGAACAUCCAACCGAGAGAGAUCGCGGAUCUGAGCCCGUUGAAAAUGGUCACCAGCACUGGAAUGGUCCUCCCUGAGUCUCUCUUUGAGUGGUUCUACGACCAGGGCUUCCCGCCCCACGUGCGUCUCAACAAUAUUUCUGGGGGGACCGAUCUCGCCGGGUGCUUUGGCAUUGGCAAUUCGCUUCUUCCUCUCUAUGUGGGUGGUUGUGCCGGAAUGAGCCUCGGGAUCCCAGUUGAUGUCUAUGACCCUAGCGUCGAGGGUUCGGGUGUCAAGGGAGUCCCUGUAGAGGAAGGGGCUGCCGGUGAGCUUGUGGCGACCGCCGCGUUUCCCAACAUGCCGGCUUGCUUCUGGGGUGCGGACGGACACAAACGGUAUCACGGUGCCUACUUCGCGCGCUUCGACAAUGUCUGGACUCACGGCGAUUUUGUGUCUAUCCACCCGGUCACUAAGCAGCUAUUCUUCCACGGUCGGGCGGACGGUGUGCUGAACCCGUCGGGCGUUCGAUUCGGCUCCUCGGAGAUAUACCAGGUCAUUGAAGGUGAAUUUCCGACUGAGGUCGUGGACUCAAUCUGUGUCGGUCAGCGCAGACCGUCAGACACAGACGAGCGGGUGGUGUUGUUUUUGCUUCUGAAGCCGGGCGUCGUCUUUACCCAGGAAUUGGUUGGCAGAGUUAAGGCUGCGAUUCGUCAGAAGCUCAGUAGUCGUCAUGUCCCGACGUUCAUCUUCGAGACUCCUGAAAUUCCGACCACCGUCAAUGGGAAGAAGGUUGAGCUUCCCGUGAAGCAGAUCAUCUCCGGAAAGAGAAUCAAACCGUCUGGUACCCUGCUCAAUCCUCAGUGCCUGGACUAUUACUACCAAUUCGCUGAAGUUGAAAAGCUGGUGCCCCGGGAGACCGUCCUGAAUCUCCUCGAUACCGCAGUUAAAUGGCUGGUAUCGCAGGACAGAAUUGGGCAGUGGGGAGCAGCACCGUUUUCCGAGAAUCCAAAAAACCCCGAACGACUCAGAGAAUUUGCAACCACCGGCCAGGGUCUGUGGCUCGCGAUCAAGGUAGCUGAUAAUACGCCCGUGCUGGACCAAAAUCGACUCCCCGGUACAAACGCCCAAACCGUGAACGGAGACACUCCGGGUGUCGUCGUAGGAGCGCUUGCUAUUGGAGAGAAGAUGCCAUACGUGCCAUCGGUCUCGGAGCCUGAGCUUUACGUGCGACUGUUAGUCACAGAUCGACAGUGGGCGGGCAACGAGAUUGGCAAACGUCUUUUGGAACAUGCACGUCAUGUUGCCAACAGCGUUGGGGUCUCAUUACUACGGGUGGAUUGCUAUGCAGGUGGCGACGGCAAACUGGUCCAAUAUUAUGAAUCCCAGGGGUUUAAGCGAUCGGAGAGCUUGAACCUGGAAGGCGACUGGCCUUGCCAAGUGCUGGCCCAACGAUUAGAUGAGGUGGAAGGAGAAGAGAGACCUUGA
Aspergillus pseudonomiae is the source of this 2634-nucleotide messenger RNA. RefSeq lists its product as uncharacterized. Gene Ontology annotation, biological process: lipid metabolic process. The record is from RefSeq and is a predicted model, not a curated record. Lineage: Eukaryota; Fungi; Ascomycota; Eurotiomycetes; Eurotiales; Aspergillaceae. The transcript has 6 exons. Bases 1 to 2634 code for a protein of 877 amino acids. Gene Ontology annotation, molecular function: acyltransferase activity, transferring groups other than amino-acyl groups; acetoacetate-CoA ligase activity. Gene Ontology annotation, cellular component: cytosol.